This is a messenger RNA of Alosa alosa (allis shad), 2557 nucleotides long. RefSeq names its product protein kinase C and casein kinase substrate in neurons 2 (gene pacsin2). The coding region runs from base 156 to 1685 and encodes 509 amino acids. Lineage: Eukaryota; Metazoa; Chordata; Actinopteri; Clupeiformes; Clupeidae. Gene Ontology annotation, cellular component: plasma membrane; cytoplasm; endosome. The record is from RefSeq and is a predicted model, not a curated record. Gene Ontology annotation, biological process: cytoskeleton organization; regulation of endocytosis; plasma membrane tubulation. The transcript has 12 exons. Gene Ontology annotation, molecular function: protein binding; phospholipid binding.
UGGUCAUUUGUCGACUGAGGAGUGCGGCUAAGAGGAAAAAACCUGGAGAAGAGAGAACCAACAUUUUCUUCAGCCCUCUUUAAUUUAUCAAUUCCAUCCCCCCUGAAUUGGAAAUAAACUCGUCAAGAGGACAGUGGGCAGAGAGGGAAGCAGCCAUGUCUGGCACAUAUAAUGACUCCUUGACCGAUGUCUCCAGUGACAGCUUUUGGGAGGUGGGAAACUACAAACGUACAGUGCGGCGUGUUGAUGAUGGCAACCGGCUGUGCAAUGACCUGAUGAACUGCAUCCAUGAGCGCGCGCGCAUCGAGAAGGCCUACGCCCAGCAGCUGACCGAGUGGUCCAAGCGGUGGAGACAGCUUAUUGAUAAAGGGCCGCAAUACGGAACCCUGGAGCAGGCGUGGAUCGCCGUGAUGACGGAGGCCGAGAAGGUGAGCGACCUGCACAUGGACGUGAAGUCGGCGCUGAUGGGUGAGGACUUUGAGAAGGUGAAGAACUGGCAGAAGGACGCCUACCACAAGCAGAUGAUCGGCGGCUUCAAGGAGACCAAGGAGGCCGAGGACGGAUUCCGCAAGGCCCAGAAACCCUGGUCCAAGAAACUCAAGGAGGUGGACACGAUGAAGAAGGCGUACCAUGCGGCCUGUAAGGAGGAGAAGCUGGCCACCAGCCGGGAGAACAACAGCAAGCUGGAGAGCAACUCCAACCCCGACGCCACCAAGAAGCUUCAGGAGAAGGUGGAGAAGUGCCAGCAGGAUGUUCAGAAGACUAAGGAGCGUUAUGAGAAGUCCCUGGAGGAGCUGGACAAGGUGACGCCUCAGUACAUGGAGAACAUGGAGCAGGUGUUUGAGCAGUGGCAGCAGUUUGAAGAGAAGCGCAUCAGCUUCUUUAAAGAGCUGCUGCUUGAUGUCAAGCAGCACCUGGACCUCUCCAGUAACCACAAGUUCCAGACAGUCUACCACACACUGGAGGACACGGUCAAGUCGGCUGAUGCCGAGGAAGACCUCAAGUGGUUCCGCAACAACCACGGGCCGGGCAUGCACAUGAAUUGGCCCCAGUUUGAGUCCUGGAAAAGUCUUGGCGCUGACACGGGGUCGGUCCUGACCUUCGGGCCUUCGUUUCUGAAGGAGUGGUCCAUAGACAUGAACCGCACGCUGAGUCGCAGAGACAAGAAAAAGCCGGGUGAGGGUGUGAUGCUCACGGGUAUCAGCCAAACAGGAGAUCAGCCAGCCAAGAGCAGCAGCAGCCUCGCUGUGCCUCGUAGCACAGAGCCUGUGGGCGCGAAUCCAUUUGAGGAUGAUGAGGAUGCGGAAGAAUCGCCCCAGGAACAGCCCAACAGCAGCCCGACAGUCACUGUCAAAAAAGACCAAGUUGCCACCAAAACUGCCAGCAGCGUGGAUAAAACCCAGGACUGGUCGGACGAGGAGACAGGGAAUCCCUUUGCCGGUGAUGCCGCUGACGCCAACGGUAACGGCAACCCAUUCGAGGAUGAGCCUGUCUCUCCAGCCGUCUCGGUGCCGGUGAAGGCACUCUAUGACUACGAGGGCCAGGAGCAGGAUGAGCUGAGCUUCAAAGCAGGGGAUGAAUUCAUUAAGAUUGGCGAGGAAGAUGACCAGGGCUGGUGCAAAGGGCGACUGAAGGACGGCACUAUGGGUCUCUACCCAGCCAACUAUGUGGAGGACAUCCAGUAGUGAGGCAGACACAAACGAUGAGAGAGAGAGAGAGAGAGAGAGAGAGAGAGAGAGAGAGAGAGAGAGAGAAUGUAUGUGUAAAAUGGAAAGAGUAGGAGUCAAAUACAAAUCUGAGGACUGCUCACUAGUGCCCCCACCUGGUGGGAUGUGGACUGAAUAUGCUGCAUUGGAAAGCAAGGAGACGCCAAAUUAUACAAAGUCAUCUCUGGUGUGGUUGCCGAGUCUCUUAUCAUACAUACAUCACCAGGUAUCCUAACUUGCAAACAACUCACAAACUCAGUCAACAAAUAUCAACAAAACAAAUCACUGAAACUGACUAAAGCCAUUUGGGGAAAAAUUGCUGAAAAUUACUCACUGAAUCCACCUGUAGUCACUGUUGAGCAAUAUAUUAUACAUGCAUCGUCAUAAGCCCUCUACAAGUUUGCUGUCUCACUCGCUGUGUCAUAGAAGAUGCUGGACAAAAAUUGAGCCAAUAGAUGUCGCCAUGCAUGCCUUUGACAAAUUCAAGCCUUGUACAUUUCAGAUUUUAUUAUAUUAUUUUCAGAGUCUGUAUUUUUAUCAUUCAUGUCUCCACUGACUUCCUUCAUGCUGAAAAUUCAGUAUUUUGGUUUUGUUGCAUAUCCAAUUUGCCUUACACAACUAGGCCUUUACAGUAUAUCUUGAAGUUGGGAGAAAAGUCAUCGAGGAAAAGCUUAACUCUUAAGUUUAAAAGUUAAACUUCCAUAUUCCUUACUGUACCUCAAAACAAUACACACCACUGUGUGGGAGGAUCAUUUGUCCUGUUUUAUGUUAAAUAGCAUCCGCCAAAACUCAGAAUCUAAGGAAAAUACAUUUGGAUAUGGAUGAUAUUGUACAUUCUUAUUUAGUGGAAG